This is a messenger RNA of Geodia barretti, 701 nucleotides long. NCBI's taxonomy places the organism in Eukaryota, Metazoa, Porifera, Demospongiae, Tetractinellida, Geodiidae. The record is from the annotation of a GenBank genome assembly.
AUGCGCAUUAACGCACGUGUAUCCUGAGCUAGAUGGCCUCUGGUUUGCCUCUUGCGCGGCAGUUUCCGGCGCUGUCGAGAUGGAGAAAUGUUUUUCUGCCAUUCCCUGCACUACUUGUGAGACAUCUAUCCAGUGGUGGUGAGGCUCUAAGUUCAAAUCUUAGCCAGCAAGUCGUGGGAAGUGACCGGACUAUCAUCUGCUACCAUCCGCCAACAAGUACCCCCCACCAGAACACAAAGCCACUCAGAAGACGAAAAGUUUGGGAGAACAGUUCCUUGACAGAUGGAGAGGUCACACUAGUUAGAAGACUGAGACAGGAGGAUGGCUCUAUUUGGAGUGUGGCCACCCUCUCCCGACUCUUCAAAGUCAGCCCAGCCCUCAUCAGCCGUGUGGCUCCGCCCAGUGAGGAGAGAAUGAGAGAGCUGGACGAAGAGAAGGAGAUGCUCAGGAACAUGAGACGGCACAAGAGAAAGCUCUUCCUCCUCCAGAGACAAGCUGUGAGCUGCCACCAACUCGUGCACAACUGUAGCUAUUUAUAGUAGCAGUGAUGACAUCAGCUUAGGACACCUUCUGACCCACUGAUGACCUACUGUCUGAGCUACUCAACCGAACACAUUCUCACUCACACACACAUGCACAUCUAUGCCUCUGCAUCACUAAUUGAGGGGGAAACCCUUUGUUGUGGUUGCAAAUUAGCUGAU